Messenger RNA from Phaedon cochleariae (mustard beetle), 1824 nucleotides. The record is from the annotation of a GenBank genome assembly. Lineage: Eukaryota; Metazoa; Arthropoda; Insecta; Coleoptera; Chrysomelidae.
UUGCGAUCGUGGGCCGUCAAGGAUUUUGCUCCGGGAGUGGCGCAGUACGUCCAAAUUUUCCGUCCGGAAAAUAAGCUGCACGUCAAAUUCGCGGAGUACGUUGUAUGCGAGGACGAAUUCAAGUACGCUCUUUUGGCCAACAAUUGCACUUGUCCUGGAGCCUCCACCCUGGUCACGUUGCUGUUACAUACCUCGAGAGGGCAAGAAGGCCAACAAUCUCAAGAAGAAUGGCAUCGAUUGUAUGGUCGAUGUUCGGGCAACGAGAUAUACCAUAUCAAAAUGGAGGACAGCCGAUUCUUCGGGGAAUACGAAGGAAAAAGUUUCACCUAUGCCAGCUUCCAUUCCCACAGAAAGUACGGGGUGGCUCUCGUUGGCGUCCGUCCCGCUCAGCUGCCCGAAUUCUACGAGGACACCAUCCUCCUGAACCCGGGCCCGCGUCACAUCAUGAAAAAGGACGACACCUGCUACUACAUGAGCAUCACCAAGGAGGAGAACUCCGCUUUCACGGUGGCCAAUCACCAGCAGCCGCACAACGGCAACGCCCCCUCGGAGGCGGUCGUUGUCACAGCGAAAGGAGAGGAGAAGGGGUCAGUUGUUGCGGCGACAGCGGCAGGCAAAGACGGUAGCGCACCACCUCCUCAACUCAUCUUGCAAGUGCCCACGUGUGUCACCACUUUUCCAGAUAGUACUACCAGCGAUUCCAGACAAUGUCUCAAGGAAGCCUCACCUGGUUCGAUAAUUUUCGACGUAUCUAUAACAGGCAAUCACCUGGACAUCCCCCGCGGAACCCCCGGAAGCUGCGGAGGAGGAGACAACCCCAACCUGUUGAGCCCCGACGCCAUCAACCAGCGUCGCAACUCGCGUCGUCCCAGCAUCCUCCCCGUACCAGACAUGGUCACCGGCAGCACCCUCAACAUCGCCCAGGCCACCGAAGAGGAAGAGGAGGAGGAGGAGGGAGACGAAAGUGAAGAUGAAUUGGAAGACGACGUGCCUUGGAGAUCGCCGAGUGAAAAAAUCGCCAUCGUGAAGGGUUUCCCCCCUGUUAGCCCCUACAUAGGGGUGAGCCCUACCCUCUGCUACCUCCUCAAAGAGAAGAAGCCUCUCUGCUGCCUCCAAUUAGCUCAGAUCUGUGAGCACUGCAGCUACAGGAACGCCAGAGACUACCAGUGGCAGAACAAGACGAUCAUUCUUGCUGCGGAUUACGCCUCGAAUGGGAUCUAUAAUUUCAUUAUACCGUUGAGGGCGCACUUUAGAUCGAAGACGUCCCUGAAUCCGAUUAUUUUGUUACUGGAGCGAAGGCCGGAUAUCGCGUUCUUGGAUGCGGUGUCGUACUUCCCUUUGGUGUACUGGAUGUUGGGAUCGAUCGAUUGUCUGGAUGAUUUGCUUCGUGCUGGAAUUACAUUGGCCGAAAACGUGGUUGUCGUCAAUAAAGAAUUGUCCAAUUCGGCUGAGGAGGAUUCCUUGUCUGAUUGUAAUACGAUCGUGGCUGUGCAAACAAUGUUCAAAUUUUUUCCGAGCAUCAAAAGUAUAACAGAGCUAUCUCAAUCAUCGAAUAUGAGGUUUAUGCAGUUCAGAGCCCAUGACAAAUAUGCACUGCAUCUUUCCAAAAUGGAGAAGAGGGAGAAAGAACGGGGCUCGCACAUCUCGUACAUGUUUCGUCUGCCGUUCGCCGCAGGCACCGUCUUCAGCGCCAGUAUGCUGGACACCCUCCUCUACCAGGCCUUCGUCAAGGAUUACGUCAUCACCUUCGUCAGGCUGCUGCUGGGCAUCGACCAGGCUCCCGGAUCCGGAUUCCUCACGUCGCGGAAACCUGAUGCUGAUUGA